Molecule: messenger RNA, 1598 nt
Organism: Aedes albopictus (Asian tiger mosquito)
Lineage: Eukaryota; Metazoa; Arthropoda; Insecta; Diptera; Culicidae
Product: MAM and LDL-receptor class A domain-containing protein 2-like
Exons: 3
Coding region: 87-1559 (490 amino acids)
Cellular component (GO): membrane
Source: RefSeq, a predicted model, not a curated record
UCAGAAUUUCUUCGAGGCCUUUAGAUUGGUUGGGAGGGUUAUCUGAAUUCAGUUCUCAGGCGCACCCCCAGUUGAACGGUAGAAUAAUGUACAUCAACCGCUUAUCAAGAACGUUGAUCUUCGUGGUUUUGACGAUGGUCGUGGAGAUUUCCGCUUUCGAUUAUUCUUUUCCUUACAAUCCUCUGCUGCGAAACGUUUACAGUAGCAUCUGCCCGAAACCGGAUAUUCCGAACGGAUCCGUACAGAUGCGUCUUCGCGGAAAGUAUCUACGGUUCACAUGCAAUGAAGAUUUCACCUUGGUUGGAUUACCGCUUCUUUCGUGUAGGAGUGGACGCUGGAACGCUCAAGUGCCGGUCUGUGUCAAACCGGGUUGCUCUGAUCUGGCAACGGUAGACAAUGGCUACAUCUUCUACAACCACAAGAAAGCAGCGGCAACACUGUUUUGCGACAGCGGAUACAAGUUGGCUGGUCCCAUGUUCAACUAUUGUAACGGAACUUCGUGGGAUCGUACGCUGGGAAGUUGUCGUCGAACCAAUUGGACAGUCGCAGUAUCAUGUGACUUUGAGGUUCACGAUUUGUGCGGAUGGGAAAACGAUGCUAUCCAUAGACUCGACUGGGAGAGAAGUUCCGGGGUGGCAUUGCAACGUGCACUGAAGACCGGUCCAAUACACGAUCACACAACUGGAAAGCCGUUGAACGGCCAUUUCAUGCUGGUAGAUUCGUCACUGAAAAACAUGAAUGAAACUGCGCUUCUUAUCUCGCCCAUCUACAGCAGUAACUACAGCACCAAUGCAUGUUUUCGUUUCUUUUAUCACAUGUUUGGUGACGUAGGCGCGCUCACUGUUUACGUGAAGCCGCUGAGUUCGAAUUUGAGAGAGUUACUAAAACAACCAGCACAGUUCACUGUGAGCGGUAACCAAGGCAGCGCGUGGAUCGAGGGUUGCUUGGAUCUAGAACAACAGAGCGAGAGUUUCCAGAUUGUGAUACAGGCAUCCGUGGGAAUGCGUGACAACAGUGAUAUCGCAAUAGAUGACGUAGAGCUGAUCAGAAACGGUAGUUGCAGCAGUAAUGGUAUGACCGAGAUGUAUGUUGAAACAUUUCGAGCAGAAUCGUGCGAAAAUCGAUGUGGCCAAAACGCAACAGAUGUUACCGAUGUUGAAGGAAACGUGAUCCAUUGUGGCUGCAAUGAUGCUUGUGAUGAUGAUAACUCUUGUUGUCCUGAUUAUACGGAUUAUUGUGUGUUUGGGGUGUCGACUGCGACUUAUGAUCAGAAAGAGCUGUUCGAUUUUAAGGUGGAACCUUUAAAUAAAGGUUCGAAUUCAUGUACGGUUAUGCUGGUGUUGGGAACAUUUUCGCUAAUUACUAGCAUUGUUGUGGUUGUUAUGUUUUUCAAUGAAACAUCUAGAUUCUACAUAUCAAGCAUCGUAAGGAAAUGGAGAUCAAAUCGCUCUGACGAUACGCUUGAUAUGGCAGACAAUGUACAAUAUUUGGCGGUGAACGACACAGUGAGCAAUUUUUCCGAAGAAGUUGGAAGUGUUGCCAGUUUGCGAUUACCAUGAAUGCUCAGGAGAACUGUAUUCGCAUCAAUACCUGUAACU